Molecule: messenger RNA, 2815 nt
Organism: Nomia melanderi (Alkali bee)
Lineage: Eukaryota; Metazoa; Arthropoda; Insecta; Hymenoptera; Halictidae
Gene: Abp1
Product: Actin binding protein 1
Biological process (GO): neuron projection morphogenesis; positive regulation of axon extension; postsynaptic actin cytoskeleton organization
Cellular component (GO): site of polarized growth; cortical actin cytoskeleton; postsynaptic density
Molecular function (GO): actin filament binding
Source: RefSeq, a predicted model, not a curated record
UUAAAAAAGUGAAGGUUAACCCGCCAAACGAAAAGAAGUAAACUCACCAUUCUUGCUCAAUGAAAACGUUCGAUAUUUAUGUAUAUUUUCCAAUUGUGUUAUUUAAAUAACAUAAUGUUUAUGAAAGUGUAUUGAGACUGAAGAUUUACAAUUUCAACAACCGGUAGAAAGUCGCUACUAUGACAACUUGUUUGGAAAAGUCAGCGCGCACGUUGCUGAAUAAGUACUGAUAGUGUUAUUUUUGGUACAUCAUUUAAUUCAUUCAUUCAAUUUUGUUUUAAAUAUUAUUUUAUUUAAAUACACGGUCAAACGUUACGCGGCUACUAAUGAAAUUAUAAAUAAAAGACAAUACGUAAUGAAAACGAAAUUUGAUAAUAUUAUGUUCUAUAAAAUAUUUCUAUUAUAUCAAACAUUUCAUUUGCUUGUGUUACCCCUGUUGAUUGGACACGUCCAUCGGUUCUAAGAACACCACCAAUCGUUCUUUGCACGAUAGCCUUCAAGAAUAUCAUCAAGGAUGUCUUUUCAAUAAACUUUUAUUAAAACAUAUUUUCACAUACACCGAGUCUCGUAUAGAUUUAUAACAAUAAAGUGAAAGAUCAUUGAAUUAUAUAUAAAACGAUUAGAAUGCGUUGCUUGUACAGUAAGAUUGCCGCUUUGCGGUUGGUACCAAAAGGGCGUUGACAUUUAAUCAAAAAGGCGAAACGAGAAGAUGCGUCUGUGACAUUAAUUCGCCAGUAGCAACCUGAUCGGAUUCGUUGUUACUCUUGAUCUCCUAUGAAUUGCUCGGGGAACAUGUCAAUUAAUUUAACGAAAAAUAAAGACGCCUUGGUGGCUGCCUGGCACAGCGUAGUCGACGAUAAAUCGUCUACUAACUGGGCUGUAUACGGAUAUGAAGGACAAACUAACAAUUUAAAAGUUGUUGGAACUGGAAGUGGUGGAUUGGAGGAGAUGAUUGACCAUUUAAAUGGUAGUCAUAUCAUGUAUGCCUUUUGUCGAGUAAUAGACACUAAAACAAGUCUGCCAAAAUGUCUGUUAAUAAACUGGCAAGGAGAAGGUGCUCCUAUAGUUAGAAAGGGGACAUGUGCAAAUCAUAUUAGAGAUGUAGAAAAAUUACUGAAAGGUGCUCAUAUAACGCUUACCGCACGCAAUGAAGAUGAUGUAGAAGUAGAUUUCAUUAUGGAGAAACUGGCUAGAGCAACUGCAUCUGCGUAUAAAUUUAAUGAACCCAGAGGUGAAAAUGAAGGUAAUACAGGUCCAGUUGGUACCACGUAUCGAAGAGUGAUCCCAGAGCAAGAGAUAAAUGCAAUCGAACGUGACCAGUUUUGGCAAAAAGAAGAACUGGAAGAAAAGAAGAGAUUGGAGCAGGAACGUAUUAAGUCUGAGAAAGAACGUUUGAGACUUGAAGAAGAAGUUAGAAAAAGAGAAGAGAAAGAAGCGAUGCUUAGAGAACAACAAGUCACUGCCAAAGAAAAUUCAAUAGCACGACAAAAACUGGCAGAACAACGGGCGGAGGAGGCGCAUAAUAAACGCAAUCAAAUGGCAGCAAGUCAACAUUAUAGUAACGAGCUUGAGGACGAUCAUAAAUCGCGAAGUGAAGAGUUGCGACGUCAGAGAAGUAAAGAAACGCAACAAUUAAUUGCUCAAAGAACAAUAAACGCGCGAGCAGUUUUCGAGCAGAACUCGGCUGCGGGUCAGAUGAAGUCUACCUCGGUACAACAACAAUAUGUACAAAAGAAUAGCCACGUGGAGGCAGCUAAGAAAGCGCUAGAAGAGGGUCAACAGAAGGAAAUACCUCAAACUAAAGCACAGGAAGAAAUAAAGACUGAAGUAAAUAAAGCACACAACUUAGAAGCAACUACAAAUACCGCUUCAAAUACACCUCCGACUCAAAGUCAAUCUAUAGAAUCUAAAACAACUGAGCCACAAGAAGAGUCUGAACAACCACCAGUGACGAAGGAAGCAGUUACCGAAGAGAACGAAUUAUACAGUCAAAUGGACGGACAGUACUUAUAUUUCGAUGCAAACAACGAAGGAAUGAAAGCGAGAGCCUUGUACGAUUAUCAAGCGGCUGAUGAUACAGAAAUUACUUUCGAUCCUGGUGACAUUAUUACACAUAUAGACGCCAUUGACGAGGGAUGGUGGCAAGGUCUCGGACCUGACGGAACGUACGGGCUUUUUCCCGCUAAUUAUGUUGAAGUUAUUGAGUAUAAUACAACAUGAUAAAAAGAAGCUUGUGAAAUUAGAAUAUUUUCUUUUUUCUUUUUUUAAUUUAAAAGAAACAGUACUUGCUUUUUUGGAUAUAAAAUGUAAUACAGUAUUUUUGUUUCGGUAAUUUCCUAUUCUUUUUGUUUUUUUUAAUGCAGAACAUUCAAUUUUAAUCGUAUCUUGAUAUUCUAAAAUAAACAAGUAGUAGGUAAAUGCAUAUAUACAAAUGAAAAAGAAAUUACGUUUAAAUUUAAAUAUUUGGUGCACGCUCAUUAACCGAAGGAAUUUUAUACUUCGAAUAGUAAUUAUGCAAGAUAUAAUUAUUGUUAAUAUUUUAGCGGUCAAAAUUUUGAACUCUAAUAGUCUUAUAAUGCCAAUAUAUAUACGAAUGGCGAAGUACGUCUUCCCAUGUUUACCGUCACGUAUGAAAGAAUUAGCUGUAAACGAGUAUAUGUUUUUAUAACAUCCUCUGUCGGAAAUCGAUGCAAUUGUAAGAAUAGCGUAUUUAAUAACUUAGCAAACACCCUUUAAAUACAUUUACGAGAUGUAAUAACUACCUACUUAGGAACACGUUUAAUUCUUUAAAUAAAUACUUAAAUUUGUUAUAGUA